Messenger RNA from Rhagoletis zephyria (snowberry fruit fly), 1647 nucleotides. RefSeq names its product pituitary homeobox homolog Ptx1 (gene Ptx1). The record is from RefSeq and is a predicted model, not a curated record. NCBI's taxonomy places the organism in Eukaryota, Metazoa, Arthropoda, Insecta, Diptera, Tephritidae. Gene Ontology annotation, biological process: anatomical structure morphogenesis; regulation of transcription by RNA polymerase II. Gene Ontology annotation, cellular component: nucleus. Gene Ontology annotation, molecular function: DNA-binding transcription factor activity, RNA polymerase II-specific; RNA polymerase II cis-regulatory region sequence-specific DNA binding.
UUUGGGCCGAGACUGGCGAUUUUCGUGAUAGUCAUAGUUCAAUGACCGCUGUAGCAAAUAGUUUGGAUAGUACACAUUUAAAUAAUUUUCAAGCAUCAUCAUCGUCAGCGUUGUCGAAUCGAAAUCGGGAUCGCAAGGAUGGUAAUCGUUCCGUCAAUGAGACCACAAUCAAAACUGAAAACAUAUCAAAUUCCGGUCAUGACGAACCGAUGACAACCACAACAGAUGAGCCGAAAAACGAUAAGAAAAACAAGCGUCAACGCCGCCAACGUACACAUUUCACAUCGCAACAACUGCAGGAGCUGGAGCACACAUUUAGCCGCAAUCGCUAUCCGGAUAUGUCGACACGCGAAGAGAUUGCUAUGUGGACAAAUUUGACCGAAGCUAGAGUUAGGGUGUGGUUCAAGAACCGUCGCGCCAAGUGGCGUAAGCGCGAGCGCAAUGCGAUGAAUGCGGCUGUUGCCGCCGCCGAUUUCAAAUCAGGCUUUGGCUCACAAUUCAUGCAACCGUUUGCUGAUGACUCACUCUACUCAUCAUAUCCCUACAAUAACUGGACCAAAGUACCCUCGCCGUUGGGUACGAAACCCUUCCCGUGGCCGGUCAAUCCACUCGGCUCCAUGGUGACCACCAAUCAUCAUCAGAAUUCGGUGAAUUGCUUCAACACCGGCGCCAGCAGCGUUGCGGUCAGCAUGAAUAAUUCCAUGCUGCCGGGCACAAUGGGUUCCACGCUAACCAAUACCAAUGUCGGUGGCGCUCCAUGCCCCUACACCACGCCUGCCAAUCCGUACAUGUACCGCGCCGCCGCCGAACCGUGCAUGACGUCAAGCAUGUCAUCGAGUAUCGCCACACUACGCCUGAAGGCCAAACAGCACACCACCGGCUUUGCUAGUCCCUAUUCAGCACCAUCGCCUGUGUCGCGCUCCAAUUCGGCGGGUCUGUCGGCAUGUCAGUACACCGGCGUAACUGAUGUUGUUUGAGAAAACGCCCUCGGGGCAUUGCUUAAUCAACAUCAACAUCAUUUACAUCACUUCUCCGCUAGUAGUGGCGCCGGUGUUUCAUCUCACUCGCCAAAUAUUAACAACAAUUUACAUCAUUUACACAACAAUAAUAAUAACAACAAUAACUUGUUGAAUAACAACAACCUGCUGCUGGACCAUAAUGGUGAUCUGAGUGUGGGUGUAGGUGGUUUGGUGGGCAACCACAGUAGCCAUAGUAACAAAUCGCCGCUGGGACAUCAGCACAGUGAUAUGGGGGAUGGCAACGGUGUCAGAGGUGGCAAUGGUGGAAAUGGGGGUGGUGGUGGUGGCUCAAACGCUAUGCUAGGACAGAAUGUCAACAAUGAUGGUGGCGAAGAAGUGGAGGAGGUGAUUGACUAAAGACGGCAAAUGUGAAUUAAUUUUGUAGAGUUAAUGUAAUUCAAAACAAACAAAAAAACUAAAAAUUAAAUACUUAAGGGGAAAAAACAGUCGAAGUCUCCACAAUAUUUGAAUAUUUGGAGCUCGAGUAGUUAAGUGCAUGAAAACUAAAAAUCAAAAAAAAAAAAAUAUUUGUUAAUUGUAAAAUAUUGAUAAACUGAAGAAAAUUCAGACGCAUAGUUUUAAGUAAUUGAAUUAAUUGUAGUUAAAAUGAUGAAUAUUUGUAUUUAAA